AACAGCGCAAAAGCCCCGCGAUGGACUAGGUCCGCCUCAAUGCCUGUAAUUAAAACCACUUUAACACGGUUUCUUUCGCGUUAAAUGAUAUGUAGACUUUACUAAUUCUGCUUGCUGUCAUUCAGAGACCGUUAUUUAUCUGAGUAAAGCGGAUUUUCUUUUGUUUUUUGACCAUACACACGUGAAAUACUCAGCUUUUGCGUCUGACGGGCAUCACCGGCUGUUAAAAUACACCUCUAACGAAAAAUCCUCAAACUGUAAACGGCAGCACUGGAGCUAUGAAUAAGCGAGAAAGUGAGGGGUGUUCACGGAGAAAUGCUGAUGCAGCGCAGGAGCACGAUUUAAGCGCCAACCCCCCCUCAUCUGUCGUGGCUGCAUUCAAAGUUUUCCAGCAGGAGCUCGACACCAAACACGACAAAUAUGAGCGCCUUGUUAAGAUUAGUCGAGACGUCACUAUUGAAAGCAAGAGAACCAUAUUUCUUCUGCACAGAGUGACCACUGUACCGGAUGCAGAGGACAUUCUGAACGAGGCAGAUGUAAAACUGGAUGGAGUCCGGCAGAAGAUUGGGCAGAUUGCUGAAGAGCUGAGAGGCGAGGAUAUUUAUCAGUUUCACAGAGCGUUCACACCAGGGAUUCAGGAAUAUGUGGAAGCCGUCUCUUUCCUGCACUACAUCCGCCACCGCAACCUCAUCAGCCUGGAGGAGAUCAACGCCAGACUGGUGUUCAUGAAAACAGAGAAGGCAGAUCCUAAGGGCUCAGCUGAAGCGAUGCCCCUGGGCGCUCAGGUCCUGACCUUUCAGGUGACGCCGUCCGACUACCUGCUGGGCGUGGCAGACCUAACGGGAGAGCUGAUGCGGAUGUGCAUCAGCAGCGUCGGCAAUGGCGACAUUGACACGCCCUUCCAGCUGAGCCAGUUCCUACGGCAGAUCCACGAUGGUUUCUCCUACAUUGGGAACACGGGCCCGUACGAGGUGUCCAAGAAGCUGCACACGCUGCGACAGAGCUUGGGCAAAGUAGAAGACGCCUGCUACACCCUGCGCGUCCGAGGCUCAGAGAUCCCCAAACACAUGCUGGCAGACGUGUUCUCCAGUCGGACCACGCUCAUCGACCCUGAAGAAGGAGUGGUUUAAUCCUGCACUGCCGCAAUAACCGUCUUCUGUGUGGUGUCAUUGUAUUCUUUAGUUUGGCUCCCUUUUGGUGUUUGUGUGCAUUUUUAACAGGAUUUCACUGAUGUUUCUUGUGUUUGGUGAAAUACUUGUUCAUUUUUUUUAUUAUUACAACAACAGCAGUGUUACAAUAGACAAUGGAUUUUCUGUUCUUUGAUAAAGAUCUGAUGACUUCAGUUGUUUUGCAUGAAUAAAGGUUCUGUGCCAAA
Molecule: messenger RNA, 1375 nt
Organism: Archocentrus centrarchus (flier cichlid)
Lineage: Eukaryota; Metazoa; Chordata; Actinopteri; Cichliformes; Cichlidae
Gene: tsnax
Product: translin-associated factor X
Exons: 6
Coding region: 279-1130 (283 amino acids)
Molecular function (GO): sequence-specific DNA binding
Source: RefSeq, a predicted model, not a curated record